Ceratitis capitata (Mediterranean fruit fly) is the source of this 1880-nucleotide messenger RNA. Its product is annotated as fatty-acid amide hydrolase 2-B. NCBI's taxonomy places the organism in Eukaryota, Metazoa, Arthropoda, Insecta, Diptera, Tephritidae. The transcript is spliced from 6 exons. The record is from RefSeq and is a predicted model, not a curated record. The coding region runs from base 165 to 1757 and encodes 530 amino acids.
CGCUAGCGGUCUACGUAAACAUUUGCUGAAUUUUCGCGUUUAGUACGCCACGCUCCCUCAAUGUUGUGAGAAGUGCGAAUGACACGUUAUGAAUAACAGAAUUGUGUUUCCCAAAUAAAAUAUAUAUUUAAAAUAUUGUGGUUCGGUUAUAAAAAAGAGUCAUAAUGGAGCUUGUUCUGCGAUGUAUACAAUUUUUUAUGUCAAUUGGUUAUGCAAUACUUUAUUGGAUAUUACCCUUUAUGGAACCAAAGAAAAAUCCAGUACGUAUUCCGCCCAUAAGCAAUGAGUUGUUAACAUUUUCAUUGGUCGAAGUAAUUGAGUUGAUGGGACAACGGAAGCUUAAGUCCAUAGAUUUAGUCAGAGCUUAUAUUGAGCGCAUUAAAGAUGUGGAGCCUUAUAUCAAUGCUGUGGUGCAUGAUUGUUUUGACGAGGCCAUAGACGAUGCGUUAUGCGCUGAUAAAGUCAUUGCUGGGACAAAAGAUGAAGACAUACCGGCACUGUUCGAACGUUUUCCUCUCUUGGGUGCACCAUUUACUGUUAAAGAGUCUUGCGGAUUAAAAGGCAUGCCCUUUCGAGUUGGUAGUCGUCAGCGCGCUAACAUGAUAUGCCCCAAGAAUGGUGAGGUUGUAAACCAUCUGGUGAAAGCUGGUGGCAUACCAUUGCUGGUUUCAGUAACUUCCGAGUAUUGCUACGGCAUGGAAACACAACCGGCAACUCAAUACUGUUGCUUAAAUCCACAUAACGAUAGACGUACACCGGGCGGCUCUUCGGGUGGUGAAGGUGCUUUGAAUGGCGCCGGUGCCACCUUGUUUGGCGUUGGUUCGGAUAUCGCGGGUUCAAUACGUCUUCCAAGUUUAUUCAAUGGCGUUUUCGGGCACAAGCCAACUGGUGGCGUCACCUCAAUUGUAGGUCAUUUCCCUAAUUGUCGGGAGCCUGAUGGCCGUGAAUUUCUUCAAAUGGGUCCCAUUACACGCUUCGGUUGCGAUUUGAGUUUACUAAUGCAUGUCAUGGCCGGCAAAAAUGCUGUAAAACUUAACUUGAAAUCGAGAAUAGCAACAAAGGAUAUAAUGGUUUAUUACUCCUUUGGAUUUGAGCAACUCAACGGGUUUUUGCACAAAACUCCAGUUUGCGCAAUGGAGAUGGCUAUUAAAACAGCUGUAAAGUGUUUAGCAAAUCGCGGUUGCUACACCGAAAGGGCUUCAAUGAGCCUUUUCAAAAAUUCACUCGAAAUAUCAAUAAGUGGAAUAGUAUUAUUACAGAGUUUUCCAUAUAUAAUCAAUAGUAAUAGUUCAAAUAAAAUAUUCGAACAUCUUGUUGAAUUUCAUAAGGCGCUUUUGGGGCGUUCAGAAUACACUAAGGAAGGCAUUUAUUUCGAUUUAUUGCGACGUGUAAAUAUUCUAAUAAAAGCUGAGCGUACGAACAAAUACAGAGCGGAAGCAGAAGUGUUGAAAGCAAAUUUGGCUAAAAUGUUGGGUGAUAAUGGUGUACUUCUACUCCCCACAUUCCCGGUACCUGCAUUACAUCACAAUACUUCACUCUUAGCUCUUUGGAAUAUUGAUUAUACGCUGAUCUUCAAUAUUAUAGGCUUCCCGGCGACUCACAUACCAAUGGGCAAGGAUAAGGAUGGUUUGCCAGUUGGUUUUCAAGUAGUUGCUGCGCCUUACAAUGAUAGGUUAUGCUUUCAAAUUGCACGAGAACUAGAAUCCACACUAGGUGGUUGGGUAGUUCCAACGCCACAUGACCUCAACGUUGAUUAGAAAUAAGCUAAAAACUAAGUUAAAUAAGUGUUAAUUUACUUCGAACUAAGUUGUUAAUAAAUUGAAUUGUAAUAAAAGAGAAUAGUAAAUAUAUGAUCUCACAUCAGUGAAGUGCAGUAAAAA